Molecule: messenger RNA, 501 nt
Organism: Mesorhabditis belari
Lineage: Eukaryota; Metazoa; Nematoda; Chromadorea; Rhabditida; Rhabditidae
Source: the annotation of a GenBank genome assembly
AUGGAGGAGGACAACGAGGUCGGACUUCCGCAAAAAGGGCUCAACAUGAUUAUAAAGGAUGUUCUUCCCGAAAUGCGGAUUGCAAACGAGUCGCGCGAAUUGCUGAAUCAAUGCUGUGUCGAAUUCAUCAAGCAUGUUUCUCGAGAAGCGCAAAACAUCUCUUCACACGAUCAACGGAAGACCAUCUAUCAUGAACAUGUGCAGCGGGCUCUCAUCAAUUUGGACUUUACACAAGACUACGUUGAAGCUGCAGAUAGUGUUUUGGAUGAAUGCAAGGUGGCGGCCGAGAAGAAGCUAAGAAGAAAAAACUCGCGAUUGGAUAAAUGCGGAAUACCAGAAGAGGAACUUUACAUGAUGCAGCAAAGAUUGAUUGAACAAGCAAGAAUAAAGCAAGAACAACAGGCUUCACAAGCACAAGAAGGAUCGUCGGGAGAGAUUCACAUGGGUCAGUCCCUAUUCACACAACCGACCACAGCUGAAUACGAUGAUGAAUAUGAUACU